Aureobasidium uvarum is the source of this 948-nucleotide messenger RNA. Lineage: Eukaryota; Fungi; Ascomycota; Dothideomycetes; Dothideales; Saccotheciaceae. The record is from the annotation of a GenBank genome assembly.
AUGGUGAACUUUCCAGGUCGCGCGUCUGAUGAGCAGACCAAGAAGCUGAGAGACCAUCGGCAAUGGCUCCACGACAACAUCCGCAACGACUGGUCACAUCCCGACGCUCCUCACCUUUUACCUUCUCACUACCACUCGACCCAAGUUGCUCCUGGCGCCUCGUCCACAAUCACUAUGCCUGAGCUCACCCAAGAUGCAAGAGUCCUCGUCAACGACCACAUCAAACAGUUUCCUAUCCCCGACACCAUGAGGCCGGUAGCUGCCUUGGCAUCCAACUCCUUGCAAUGGCACGAACGCUACUACAGCGAUGGCGAAGACUCGGCUUCGGACGACGACCGCGACAAUGCGACCCCUGCCUUCGACACACCCGACUCGGUUGGUGCCAACAUAGCAGCCCGCAAAGAACGAAGGCGUAGACGCCGCCAGCAGAGAUUUGAGAAUGAGAUGCAGGAGAAUAUCGGCCUGGCCCACUGGAGUGCCCAGAGGAAUUUGUGGACUGGCGCGAGACCCAAGAACGAGGUGCAGCCGACGCAGCCUUCGCCUGUGCAGCCUCAUUCUGCUCAGACUCCCUCGCCAGCUUCCACUCUGGUUGAACCAAAAGUUCCAGAUGCGGAUCAAAUGGUCCCCGGAGCACAAGCACUCUUUCUGAACCCCAUUCGCGACCGCAUCACCGAAAACUCAUACUCGGACAUUUACACAAAGAUCAUCUUGCAAAGUCGCACUCCCUCCAUCCCCAUCAGCCUGAAGGAUGUUACUCGCUCCUUGGUUCAGGGCUGGAAAGAAGAGGGCCAAUGGCCACCGAAGCCCACACCAGCAGAGCCUAGCCUGGUCAAGAAGAACGGUCAUCCCCACAUCAAGGGCGUGCUGAACAAGCUGGGCAGACCGUUUGGACUCAAGGGACAAGGACUUCNNCCUAUUGAAAAGGGCUCAGCACAGGGUCAAGUUUAG